This is a messenger RNA of Triticum turgidum subsp. durum (durum wheat), 1173 nucleotides long. NCBI's taxonomy places the organism in Eukaryota, Viridiplantae, Streptophyta, Magnoliopsida, Poales, Poaceae. The record is from the annotation of a GenBank genome assembly.
AUGGGCGAGUCGGGUUCUCCUUCCCUUGUCUUGCUGCUGGUUGCUGCCAUGGCGGCGGCGAUGGUGUUCGUCGCGUCGUCGCCGGUGGCGGCCUUCCCGGUGGCCGGAUUGCCGGAGGCGGAGCCCCCGUUCCCGAACCCGUGGCUGGCGUUCCAGAACCUCUCCGGCUGCCACAUGGGCGACGAGCGGGACGGGCUCGCGCGGCUCAAGGGCUACCUGAGCCACUUCGGGUACCUCCCGGAGGCGCCGUCCUCGUCGCCCUUCAGCGACGCGUUCGACGCCGACCUGGAGGCGGCCAUCGCCACGUACCAGCGCAACUUCGGCCUCAACGCGACGGGGUUCCUCGACCCGCCCACCGUGUCCCAGAUGGUCGCCCCGCGCUGCGGCGUGCCCGACGUCGUCAACGGCACCUCCACCAUGGACCGGCGGAACGCGUCGUCCGCGGGCGGCGCACACGGCCGGCACCUCUACACCUACUUCCCCGGCGGGCCCAUGUGGCCGCCGUUCCGGCGCGAGCUGCGGUACGCGAUCACCGCGGCCGCGGCGACGUCCAUCGACCGGGCGACGCUGAGCGCCGUCUUCGCGCGCGCCUUCGCCCGGUGGUCGGAGGCCACCACGCUGCGUUUCGCGGAGACGGCGUCCGAGGCCGACGCCGACAUCACCAUCGGGUUCUACGCGGGGGCGCACGGCGACGGCGAGGCCUUCGACGGGCCGCUGGGCACGCUGGCGCACGCCUUCUCGCCGACGGACGGGCGGUUCCACCUGGACGCCGCGGAGGCAUGGGUCGCCGACGGCCAAGGCGACGCGUCCUCCAGCCCCGGCGCGGUGGACCUGGAGUCGGUGGCGGUGCACGAGAUCGGGCACCUGCUGGGGCUGGGGCACUCGUCGGUGCAGGGCGCCAUCAUGUACCCGACCAUCAGGACGGGGACGAGGAAGGUGGACCUGGAGGCGGACGACGUGCAGGGGAUCCAGAGCAUGUACGGGACCAACCCCGACUUCAAGGGCGUGGCGCCGACGUCGCCGUCGACGAGCAGCCGGGAGAUGGACAGCAGCGCCGCCGCCGGCUCCCGCCCGGGCAGCCGUGGGACUACGGCAGCGACCCGGCCCCGCGGGCCGGCGGGAAGAAGCAGGGCGGCGUGGAGAAGACCAAGGCGGCCGCGGCCACGGGGCUGA